ACACUACAGGAUCACAAUGACCUUGUAGGUCUAGUUUAAUUUAAACUUAUAGUUGGUAAGAACCAAUAGAGAUCUGCUGAGCAGUUGUCAUAUGCCUGAGACCAAUUCUAAAUAUAGGCAGCUAUUAAUAGAAUAUGUGAGCAGACUGGGCUUCACACAUUUUCUGCCCUGACACGACCACACUACUCAGUAAAGUGGCUGAGAGGAAGCAUUAUACUGUAUUCUCAAUCAGAAUGGGGGACCUUCCGCACUUUGAGCAGGACUUCUACCAAACAGGAUAUUACAUAGAUGACCAGGGUCACACAGUGGCCAGCUACGAUACCUACAAUUCCCAGUACCCUGAAUAUUACGACACCGGAGCACAGGCUGUUGUAUCGCGUGCUCUGGAUCCCCACAUGGAGCACCAGUACACAGGACAGUUCUUCCAACCUGCAAUGGUUUCUGGGACUGUUGGAAGCCAAGGAACAGAUUAUUCUGAAGAGGAACCUACCCUUCUUGAGGAGCUCGGCAUAAAUUUUGAUCACAUUUGGCAGAAAACUUUGACCGUGCUGAACCCGUUUAAGCCUGCAGAUGGCAACAUUAUGAAUGAGACUGAUCUGACUGGUCCUGUCCUCUUUUGCGUUGCACUUGGGUUCACUUUAAUGAUGGCAGGUAAAGCCCACUUUGGUUAUGUGUAUGGGAUCAGUGCAACAGCCUGUAUUGGUAUGUACAUUCUGUUGAGUCUGAUGAGCUCUGUGGCCGUGGCUUAUGGCUGUGUGGCCAGUGUCCUGGGCUACUGCCUCCUGCCCAUGGUGGCCCUCUCUACAUUUGCUGUAUUCUACUCUUUGCAAGGCGUCCUGGGUACGGUUCUGGCCUUGUUUGGAAUUUGUUGGUGUAGUCUGUCUGCCUCCAAGAUCUUCAUCUCCACUCUGGCCAUGGAGGGCCAACAACUGCUGGUGGCUUACCCAUGUGCUCUGCUCUAUGGGCUUUUUGCAUUAGUCACUGUAUUCUAAUAAUAGCCAAAUUGAACUCUGAGGAAAAUCGUUAUUUAAAAAGUUUCACCGCCUAGUCUAUUUGUGUGCUUAUGUAAUGCCCUCAAGGGGAUUUAAAGGAAAUCAGGAACCUGGUGCUUUGAGUACCGAUACAAAGUAAACGCCACAAACUGGACAAUAAAGCAAUUCCAGUUCAUCACUGUAGGCCACUAGAGCGUUAACAUUUAAAGGGUUUUUGAACAUUUUCAAAUUUGGCGCUUCAAGUAUAAAUAUAAUAGUACGUAGAGAGAGCACAUGUGGAAUAAGUGUAUGUAACAUUUCCAUCCAUCUCAUCGCUUUUAAUACUAAUAAUUUAAUACUAAUAAUUCUGACGUUUUCACCAUUUACUAAUUUCCCCACCUUAGCCAAGCCUAAAAGCAUAUUGAACUAGAAAGUUAAUACAUCGACUUUGUCUUUAUUUACAAAGUAUUCUAAUGGGAAAACAUGAAUAAUGUUUCACUUUAGUCAGUAUUACUCAGACGAGAGAAAGUCUCCACUCUCUUACACAGAGGCACAUUGUAUUCUGGGUCAUCUGAUAAUCAAGAUGUUUGUGCGUCAUGUUUAUAAUCUCAUGGUGACCGGCACUUGGUUUUUGCCCAGAGCCCCCGACUUCCUUCUGUAUAUAAUCCAGCACGGAAGAUGACCACGUUGAGUAGACCAUGCAUGAGUUGUUUGUGUCUGUGUGUCAAUUUUUUCACCUACUUAUACGUUUUUUUUUAAAUAAAUGUCCUGUUUACUAAUUUCAAAAUGGUGUUGAGUAAUAU
Messenger RNA from Pungitius pungitius (ninespine stickleback), 1774 nucleotides. Its product is annotated as protein YIPF7-like. The record is from RefSeq and is a predicted model, not a curated record. Gene Ontology annotation, biological process: vesicle fusion with Golgi apparatus; endoplasmic reticulum to Golgi vesicle-mediated transport. Gene Ontology annotation, cellular component: trans-Golgi network. Lineage: Eukaryota; Metazoa; Chordata; Actinopteri; Perciformes; Gasterosteidae. The transcript is spliced from 6 exons. The coding region runs from base 234 to 992 and encodes 252 amino acids.